Molecule: messenger RNA, 3264 nt
Organism: Klebsormidium nitens
Lineage: Eukaryota; Viridiplantae; Streptophyta; Klebsormidiophyceae; Klebsormidiales; Klebsormidiaceae
Source: the annotation of a GenBank genome assembly
AUGGCGGCCGAAGGGGUAACGGUUUCGGAGCUGACUGGGAAUGCGGGGGAGGCGAGCCAGUACUCGCAGCAAGGCGGGGGCGGAAAAGCUGCCAGGAGGAGCCCCCCAGCGAAAAGGCCAAGUUGGACUCAGGAGGAGGAUGAAGUGCUGACCGAUUUCGUGGGCAAGCACGGUCUCGGGGAGUGGGCGGCGGCCGCACAAGUUCUUCCGGGGCGAACCAAGAAGCAGUGCCGCAACCGGUGGUACAACGCACUCGUGUCGGCGUCCAAACAGGCCCCCUGGACCAAGGAAGAGGAGGCGCAGCUAGAGCAGCUUCACCGCCAGUACGGAGACAAAUGGACCACGAUCGCGAAGCAUAUGCCGGACAGCACGCGCAGCGAGGUUAAGAAUCACUGGAGCAGAAUGAACCCUGGGAAGCGUGACGCUUCCCCCCCCGCCGCGUCCCUCCUCCGUCAGUACGGUCUGGAGAUCGACGGCGAGCGGAUCGUCUCCAUCGCGCCGGAAUUCCGUGGCGGCUCUUCCGAACCGACGGACGGAACAUCUCCGACCACCUCCGAGGGGGGUCACAAACCGGGCACUCUUGCCGGGGAACGGCCCUCGAGGCGUCUUCUACCGGGUUCAACCACAAUCCUACGUGGGUUAGGUGAAAAGCGCGUUGACAGCUACGGGAGUUUGGGCGGUGACCGUUCAAGUAACCUGGGCGCUAACCUGGGGGCUGACGUCAUCUCGCCCCGGGGGGUGGAGUCCGCCGGGCUGGCGCAGCAAGGGACGAGCGCUUCGCCCGUUCCCGCGUUUCUGGCUGCUGACGUCACCCUCCCCUCGAAGAGGUUCCCGCUGGAUCCGCUGCCCCGCCUAGGGGGGCGCCAACUCGGGCCCAAGUCCCCCCCCAAGACCGCCUCCGAAAACUCUCCGAGGUCUUCUGCAACAGCCGGUUCGCAAAACGCGUCUUCCUUUGAAGAAAGCCUGAGCGCUGGGGACGAAAUGGGCGGUUCCGGCGCAAAUAGGGGCAGCGCCGAGCGCCCGGAGGGUUCCACCUUUGACUGGGUCAAGGAGUGGGUGGCCCUGUCGCAGAAACACGGGACUGCGGGGCGGGAAACACGUGCCGGGGGAGUCUCCCGAAUGAGAGGGGGGCCUUUGACCACGGAGGAGCUCUCAAACAACCCGCUAGCGAGCUUCUCAGAGUCGCCGGGGUUGGCCGGGCUUGGUCAGGAGGGCCCGGUUGGCGGGAUCCUCGGCGCGUUUCAGCUCGACUUUUCGGGGGGGCAGGCGGCUCGGUGUGGCGGGCUCCCGUCGCACUCUCGCGGGAUAUCUCCGAAUCCGUCGGAGCACCAGACCGCCUUUUCGGAUCCCAUCGAAACUGUCCCCCUAGGACGAUCCGGGUUAUUCGCGCCCCCCCUCUUUCGGCGAACCUCGGUUCCAGCCCCCCGAGCACACAUCGCUCCCUCGUUGCGGCGGUACGCUUCUAUAGACCUGCCAUGCGUUGCGUCCUCUGUCGAAGAGUCACCGUUUCCGGGUCUUGGUGCGUUCAACCUCUCGGACCUGACGAUCUCAGGGGAGGCCAGGAAACGGAAACCCCAGUCGUGGGGGGGUGGAAGCGGCGACGAGAAGCGGUUCCGCUCGCCGAAGGGGGCCAACCGGACAGAAUCUUUCAAAGGGGCGGAAUCUUUCGAGGGGGCGGAUGCUCACGUCGGCGCGGGACCGGAGAUCCAGCGCCCGCUUGCUGAGACCCUGGAAGCAAUGCGCGAGAUGUACGGGCGCGAUUUGCGGGGGCACAUAGCCUGGGGUCGAGAGACCGAGGAGUCUGUUCACACCCCUGGCGCCAAGUCCAAAUUCGGGUUUGCCGGCGGGAAUCAGUUCUCAUUGGGGCAGGGGUUUGCUUCCCCGGGCUUUGCUCAAAGCCCUGGAGGGCGCGCCUUCGAGUCCUAUAAUAGCGCGCGACUGAGUCCCGGGCUUGGUGCGGGGGGACACAACCGGGCGGAGAAAGGUGACGCUAAGAUGCCACGUGGCGGGAACCCGUCGCCGCCACGUGGGGGUGGGAACUCGAGCGACUAUGCGACGGCCAAGUUGACGACGCUCGUAACGGAGCACUUGAAUGUGCUCCUGGAGGCGCAAGCGCUUCAGCUGGAAAAGGCCGGGGUGGAUCAACCGAGCGAAAUGAGCCCGGAGGAUCUGCGCCAGUUGCACCGGGCGCACCUCCAAAUGAAAGCUGCGGUCCAUUUUCUGUCGACUUUGACCGGGGACCACCCCCCCGGUCCUGGUACCGAGGGCAACGUGUUGAGAAAGGGCUCCCCGGCCGAGCCCCACCAUAGCAGGAGCUACUCGGACUGCUCCCCCGGAGGCGCUAGCAUCGCGCAAGGGACGCGCCACGUGGCGCAACGUGAGCCGCACGUCGGCGGGCAGUUCGGCGCGGAGAUUGGGCUCGAGGUUGGGGAUGGAAGAGACCCUUUGAGAGGCGCUUCGUGGGACGGGGAACCGGUAGAGAGGAGCGAUGGCGGGGGGGUUUUCAAGGGCCGGUUUAGGGGGGAGGGGUGGGGACCUUUGGAUGUGGACCAACUAGAGGCGGCGGCGCCGCCUCACUCGCGGGGUCACAACGGGGCCCAGGGCAUGGAUUGGCAGCUGGAUACGAGCGCCCCUGCGGUGGGCGAAGGGAGUGAGGCGCCGCAGGCGCGCGCGUUGGAAGAGGUUACGGCAACGGUUUACGACCCGUCAAGCGUGGCGGGAUGCCAACUUCCGAGCUGGUCGACCUGGGGACACAACUUUAGCGAGGCGUCCCCCUAAGCGAUCUUGAGAUUGUGGUCAACUUACUCUGUCGUUUAAGAAAUGCUCACAGUAGCUGCAUUGCUGUUUUGAUUACGUUUGAGAAAAGCUUAGCUGCAUUGCUAUUUUUCGAGGUGUCGUACAUGAUAACUUGUACAAUGGGCGGUAUGUGUCAGGUGUUGCCUUGUUGUAGAGAAAGCCCUGCAUUUUCAGCUAGCGGCGUCAAAGUCAACGGUAACGGGAGACUUGGUCAAAAUGAGCGGCUAGAGCAGUGACAGUUAGCGGCAUCAUUCGUUAUACUACGACGGUAAAUAGUCAUGUUGGGACGGUAGCGACGUCAUGAUUCCUUUCAAAGACAUGUGGUAGCGCAGCGCAGGACGGGCUCGGGUCAUCACUCAGUGAGGCAUUUACACCGAGUUGGAAAGAAGUAUGCUCAUGAUUUCAAAAGCUGCCCGGUGUAGUGCAAAGCAUGUUUGUGGACCCCGUACAAUUUUGAAAUGAUCAAGC